UUGGUCCGAAAGUGAACCGGAAUGGUGCGUUGGCCAAUGAAAUCCUCGGCGUCCCCAGCGCCAAUGUUACCAGUACUUGGGGACAUAAUAUAACCUCCUAUCUCACUUCUACGGCCUUUUCGCGGAUUAAGAGUGUCUUCUGAGUAUAUAGCAACAGUCCUGUGAAGAAUUCCAACCCCCUGCAGUAAUUCUUGUUGUGGAGGGAAGCCUGUGAAGGGCGAGAAAUAAAGGUGUUGGCGCUGGGUGUGUGUGGGCGCGUGGUGGCAGCGUUGUGAUGGCCGCAGCCUGACGUGAGUCCCGCUGUUGUUGAGUCCACGCCAUGGCCGCCGCCGCCGCUAUGAAAGACCCCAGGACUUUCUUUACACAGGGCACCGCUGCUCAGUUUGACUUUGUGUACAACUUAUACGAGGAAGCGGUAAAGCUGAAGGCAGAGCAGAAAAAUAGGAAGCCUGAAGAGUUUUUGAAGCUGGAUAAAUGGUACCAGAAAGAGUUGCCUGUCAGGAUAAAGGCCCGGGGGAAGGAGGCUCACCUAACUCAUGAAGAACUUUGCCUUUGUAUGAAGUGGAAGCUCUCGCGUGGAAAGUUUUCUCCAAGAUUAAAGGAUCUAAUUCAAAUGAACACUCCCCGCCUCUGUAUUUCUGAAACCAAAAAAGCUUUCCGCCAGCUGCAGAAGAGAGAAGACCUACCCUCUGCCGUCCAAGCCUUAUGUAACUUGAAAGGUGUUGGUCCUGCGAUGGCCUCCACAAUCCUGACGGCUGGAAAUCCCGAGAUGUGUGGCUUUAUGGCUGAUGAGUGCCUCUUGGCAAUUCCAGAAAUUGAAGGAAUUGAUUACACCACUAAAGAACUCAUUAACUUUGUUGAACAACUGAAAACUGCAGCUAAUAGAUUAAACAAAGAAGGCUCUGAAAACCAUUGGAAUCCACACAAAGUCGAGAUGGCACUCUGGGCACAUUUUGUGCUGGGAGAUCUGAAGAAGGAGCUGCUUGAUGGCAUGCCAGGUGGAAAUGCUGGAACGCCAGCACCAUCCUCUACACAGACGCCAGCAGAGAAUGGAGACGCACAGACCCAGUCCCCACAGAAGGCAAAGAAUGGAGAUACAAAUCCUGAAGAGAGCAACGACUCUAUGGACUCUGCCUUUGCCAACAAGGAAAACCUCACUGCAAAUACCAAUGGUACCUCUGAUGCAGAGAACAGCAGAGCUUCUGUCAUUCUAAAUUGUGAAGACACAAAUGACUCUGUGGCAGUGUCAGAAGCAGCAAGUGAGCCUGUGUCUGAAGCCCCAAGUGAGCCUGUGUCCGAAGCUCCCAGUGAAACAGUCAGCGAGUCCGACACCCAAGACACCCCCAGCGCUGCCUCUGCCAUCCGCCCCACAGACAGCACUGAUGAACCAGCACAGAAGAAAGUUAAGGUGGAUGAAUAGUAUGUGGAGUGAGGAAGCUUGUGUACUCUGCUACCACCUGUAUGUGGAGUGAGGUGGCUUGUGUACUAUAUUACCACCUGAAUGUGGAGUGUGGUGGCCUGCAUACUGUUAUACCACCGGAAUGUGAGUGCGGUGGUUUGUGCAUUCUUUUUACCAACUUUUUAAGCCCCACUCUGCCCUUUCCUUUUUUUUUUUUUUUUUAUUUUUUUUUUUUUCAUCUACUUCCCUGGAUGGGCCUGGUAGCAGUGCCAGGACUUGUGUAGGGAUGUAACACUGUUGUGACUUGGUCUGAUUCACCAGCAGAGCUGCACCCCAGGAAUUUGAAUCCCCCCACCCUUGUGCACUCAUGUAACAUACAUUCCAAGAGGCUUUUUAUCAUGGAGAGAUAACCUAUUUUCUACAUGAACUUUCCAGUCUGCAGCAGCAUGAGUUACUUGGCACAGGAGUGAGUUAGAUGUAAUGAAUCCAUAGCAAGGUUGGUAAUGAGCUGCUUCAGGAGGGAGACAACACUUCCAGAUAUGUAGCUUGUAGCAGAAUCUAUUCAGUUCUGCUUACAACAUCUUUUCAUUUGAUAUCCAACUAGUUAGUUGAUCAUCCUGUCAUGGAUUCAUUUCUCUGACCAUCCACUUAUGCAAUGCCUCUGGAAGGAUGCCCUCCUUGUGCAUCCAGCUGAGGAUGUGGACUACCCUUAAUUGAGUGUUUUAUUUACAGUUUGCAUAGAUUUUUUUACAUACAUAUAUAUGUAUAUAUAUAUAAGUAUUUUAACGAAUUUUGACAUUUUACAAAGUCUGUGCAGGGUUGGGUGGAUUUUUAGUGGUGCAACCUGCAUUAUGUUCAUUGCACGAAAGUCUUCACAUACAGUCCACUGCCACAGAGUGAUUUAGGCUCACCAUCACAUCAUUCAUUAGUAUUUGUCCCUCAGUUUGGAAGGUUAGACUAAUGGCAGAACUUUCUUGACAUUACAAUAAAGGCCUUUUGGAGUUGCAUUAGCUUUCACAACAGUGUUACACAAUGUCCGGGAACCCACAUCACCAGGAAUUAGUCCCAGUAGGCCUUGCAUUCUUAUAUUGAGUCCUUGAUUGAUAGGUUUUAGUUAUUGUUUCCUUACAGAAUGAGUGAAAAAUGAGCCUGGGAACAUACAAGUUUCAAGAUGGGUUAAUGUGGCACAUUUUUUAUUCCAUUUCAAGAAAGGAAAACAAAUAAGUGAGACAUGUUAGGCAAGGGCUUACUGUAUGCACAUCAUUGGAUUAUUUAAUUGAUUUAGGUAUUACAAGAAUUUGUAUUGAUUAAUUUUCUGGAGUGUUAGUAUACUUGAUUCAAGCUCCUUGUAUUUCAUCAUUCAUAAACACAUACUUUUGUGUAUGUUUUGUUUGGUAUUUGCAAAUGUUGAAUUUUAUUAUUGGUAAAGUAAUUUGGGGAUCCCUCACUCAGUCUGCUCCACACAAACUUUCAGGUCUCCGCAAUAAGCAUGAAUGUCUAAUCUAACCAGAGCAUACCUACAUGUCAGUGCUCUUUGCAGUGUUCUGGUAGGCAAUUUUGGGUGAUACAAAAUGGAUAGGGUGACAGCAAGUGUUGGUGAUAGUGAAUGUUGUAAGAGACCAAGUGGCAAGUUGAUAUUAGUAGGUAACAGGCAUAAAGAAAAGAAACCCACCACUAUAUUCUGUUUGAACAUCUUAAGUUUAGGUAAUCAAGUAUAUUACCCUUGCAAAAUAAUCUGAAUUUAAAUUUUACACCUUGGAAUGACCACCUAAGGCUAUCUAGAAGACUAGAUAACUGCUAUUACUUUCACUUUCUCCAUUUUACAAUCUAAGGUUAUAGUAAUUCGAGUAAUAAGGAGUAAUUUAAGAUGUCAUUACUAAAAGAUGUUUCAUUACUGUUUACAAGAAUAACUGAUGAAUAUAUAUAUAUUUUUUUUUUGUUUGACAUACAAGCAUGUAAAAUGAGUGAGGAAGAAAUCAUUGAAGAGCACACUUUUUUGCUAUGUAUAGGUCUAUAUAUGUAGCAUUCACAUGUGGCUCCAAACCUCAGGCUGCCCCUCUGCUACACACUUCUAUUUAUUCAAGUUCUGUAUUUAUUUUUGUUGUAUUCCUUGGUAAACAUUGUAUCAUUGUGACAGGUACCACAUUCUGUUGUCAAGCAAAGGGCUAGAUGUCGGCACGUGAGGCAGUGCUGACUCAGGCAGUGUGGGAGACAUUGAGCGGGUCAUAAGCUAUUCAGGUGGAGGAAGGUUGUGCACCCUUAGUGGGAAGGGCAUUCUGAGGGGGGGGUGAGAUAUUCAUGUCUUCAACAGAGGCUCCAACACCCAGGCAUGGCUGCAGAUUAGUGCCUCGUGGACAAUAAAUUUUUAUAUGUCAGCAAGGAAAUACGUUGGCAGAGGAAUGCCUGGUGUUUUUGUAGCAGGUCCCAUGCUGCACAUCACUCCCAUGCUGACUCCCUCCCCUCCAUUCCUUCCCUAAAGCUAUCUCUUUACAUUCCCCCUUCCCUUCAUUACUUUAUCCUACUUCAUUUGCUCCCAACACCAUCUAACAUUUCCUUCCCCUGCCUAUUCUUGGCAAGGAGCCAUGGAACUGCCCAGAGAAUUUGCUUCCCCUGCUUGAGUAUAAUUUAUCUCCCCGUCUUCUAGAUAAACAAGUUUCUUAUAAAUCUUUUCACUUAAGCAAGACUACAUUAAACUGUCUGAAAGUAACCUGUUCCAUUACUAAUGGAAAUUUGUAUAUAUGGACGUAGAGGCCACGCUACACUGAAGAUGGAGCAUAGGGAUUUCACUGAUUAGCACAUUGAAUUUCUGGGGCUUCAUUAGUUAAUCAAUUUAUUAUUACUUGUAGCUUAACGCUGAACAUCUGGACGAAGGAAGACAAUGCUCUGGUAACUGAAAUGUCAAUUUUUUUCCAGUUCAGACCGGACUGAUUUUGUGAGGGUUGGAAGACUCCUGGCUUCUUUGGCUCCUGUAAGCACUAUCCCUCUCCUCCAAUAAUAAUAUCCUGCCUUGUAUAGUCCCAUGGAAAAAAAAAAAAAUGCUUAUUUUUCUAUGUAAAAUCAUGAGAGGACGGCAGUAAGAGCACCGUCCUAGAAACAUAACCCGAGCUCUGUCUCCUGACCCCUCUCCCUUCCUAACCCGCCCUUCUCCCUCUCUGUCCUGCCCACUCCCCCAUCAUCCUAUCCUGGGAGGUCAUUGAUCAUUGUGGGUCUGGAGAUCAUCAUCAUUGUAGGUAGUUGUAGGUGUCAUUAUUAUUUAAUCAGUAGACUUGCACACAAAUACCUGAACUCUAGACUUUGGGGCUGUACAGGUGUGCAUCCCUGGUCUUACUUCAACCAAUUAUUACUGAACAAUGAAAACCUUAUUAUUAAUGAAUAAUAAAAAAACUGGAGUGAAUGCUACCACAGAUAUGGCCUUACACAACAGGAAGAUUUGGUGUUUUAGUAUAUUCUAUUUCAGUUUUAAUGUGAUAGAAUUAGUUCAAAUAAAGGAUUCACACCAGAA
Molecule: messenger RNA, 4901 nt
Organism: Portunus trituberculatus (swimming crab)
Lineage: Eukaryota; Metazoa; Arthropoda; Malacostraca; Decapoda; Portunidae
Exons: 6
Coding region: 320-1420 (366 amino acids)
Source: RefSeq, a predicted model, not a curated record